AUAAAUAAUAAAAAAAUUACGAAUUGUGAUAAGUGCUAUGAAGGGAAUAACUAGGAUGCAGAGAUGGAGAAUAAUGGAGGAACUACUUAGAGUUGGUCAGUAGAGACCUUGCUGAAAGUCAGGAUUUAAGCUGAGCUCAGAGAAUAAAGGAUGUUGGAAGAAUAAUGUUCUGGGUAGAAGAAAUUGCAUGUGCAAAGGCCCUGAAGCACAGAGCUCAUACAGCACUUCACCAAAACACCAGCCUAGGAGAGUGAUUGUCAACUCAAAUCCUACUGUUCUAUGUUAGCUGAGCUGUUCUCUGGCAAAGGGUUGAGACAACCUAAAUAAUAGUGUACUUUUUCCUUUGCACAAAAAUAUAGGCCUGGUUGCUAUGAGUUAGAAUUAGCUUGAUAGUAAAGGGUUUAGGUUCGCUUUUGGUAACCAAGCUCUAGGCAUAUGAGACUACAUAAUUCCAGAGGCGGCAAAUUUCUAUUAGGUCCACCAACACACUGUAGAGACAAGCAGUGGCCCGGCUGAGGGAGGUAAGAUUGUAGUGCAUUACAGGGAGUUUUCAUGACUGGAGGACAGUGAAUGAGGGGUGAACAGAUUGCAUCAGACAAUAUUGGAGGUGGAGCAGCUGAUGAAUUGGCUUGUGCAACAGAUACAGGCAGAGAUGAAAGAAGCAGUGAUUAAUAUGGUAGUCCUGGUUGAGUGGACUGGACAGAGGGGAGAUGUUUAGCUGUGAAAUUUUAGAUGCACUGAAUGUGGUGGAGGAGAGAGUCGGAGAAAUUAAGGGUGCAUACCAAGUUUAGGGUCAGCAACUAGCUUGAGAGUAGUGCCGUUUAAAGUGGGAACAAACAGCUUUAAGGAAUAAGAAGUGGCUCAGUUGGCAGUUUAGCUAAAAUAUGUGUGUGUGUAUAUAUAUACAAGCUUCUGGGUUUUUUUAUAUAAGCUUCUGCUGCUAAAAUAUUUGAAAACCUAUGCAUUCUGUUGGAUUAACUGUAGCGUGACUAGGUGCCAUAAGGAUGACCCAGUAGAUUUUAGAAUGGCUGUUCUAUUUAUUUUGGCACUUUCAUUUUUUUUUGUCAAUGUCUGGGUUGUUAUUAACACUGUCAUCAUUAUAUCUGUCACUGCUCCUGAAUCCACAAAGCACUGCAAAGAGAUGGAGAAAGUGAAUGGCACAGUGAAGACUGAGUUCUUCCUCCUGGGAUUUAGUGACCACCCAGAACUUCAGAGGCUUCUUUUUGCUGUGUUCUUUUCCAUCUACUCGGUGACCCUCAUGGGGAACCUUGGGAUGAUUUUAUUAAUCACAAGCAGUUCCCACCUGCACACACCUAUGUACUUUUUCCUCUGCAUGUUGUCCCUCAUAGAUGUAUGCUACUCUUCUGUCAUUGCUCCCAAAUUACUUGUGGACUUGGUUUCUGAUAAGAAGACAAUUUCUUACAAUGGAUGUGCUGCGCAGCUCUAUUUUUUCAUUUCUUUUGUUGAUACUGAAUCUUUCCUCUUGGCUGCCAUGGCUUAUGACCGGUACAUAGCAAUCUGCAACCCACUGCUUUAUACUGUUAUCAUGUCCAAGAGAAUUUGUUGCCAGCUUGCAGUGGGAGCAUUUUUGGGGGGCACCAUGAGCUCCAUUAUCCACACCACUAACACCUUCCAUCUCACUUUCUGCUCCAAAGAAAUUAACCAUUUCUUUUGUGAUGUCUCCCCUCUAUUUUCACUGUCCUGCACAGACACCUACAUUCAUGACAUAGUUCUGGUGGUGUUUGCUAGUUUGUUUGAAGCUGCCUGUCUUCUAACAGUUCUUCUCUCAUAUGUCUUCAUCAUAGCAGCUCUCCUCAAGAUAAGUUCUGCUGAGGGAAGAAAGAAAGGUUUCCUCACUUGUGCUUCCCACCUGAUCUUUGUCACUAUCUACCAUGGCACCUUGAUCUUCAUUUAUUUGCGCCCUGGUACAUGUCAUUCACUGGAUAUUGACAAAGUGACCCCUGUGUUCUAUACAUUGAUUAUACCUAUGUUGAAUCCCCUGGUUUACAGUCUAAGGAACAAAGAUGUCAAAAAUGCCUUUAGAAAACUUAUCAGUCAAAAACUGCUUUCUUAGGAAAAGAUGAAAUAAGACUUGAAAACCUUUCAGCAAUAUAUGUUUCUUGGCCUACGUUUGGAAUGCUGGAGAUGAAAGUUUAAUAUGGAUUUUCUCCAAAUUUGCAGGUAAUAAAUACUCGGCCAUAGAAUGUGGCCAGGACUUAACAUCAGAACUGGCCCUCUCACGUGACUUAUGUUGUGUCUAUCUCUACCAUUUUAAAGUUGACAUUUGUAAUAUUUAUUUCUGGAUAAGAUUUACCCUUCAUUUUAUUUCCUAUAUUCCAAACUCUCUUUCCAUCCUAAUCUCACACCAUGAUUAUUUCCCAUAUCGGAUAAGCCAAUGACAUACUGUAACUCCCUCUUUUGUGAACAUAAAUAAAUACAAAUCAUUGAGACUCUGUUUCAAUUUAUUUUUAUCUCCAUGUAAUUAAGUGCACUUGGUAGCUUAGCUGUUCAAAUCCUACUCACUCUAAAAAGGUCCUGCUCUAAUUUAAACCUUAAAUGAUUUUUUUCUGAAUCACCCUUCAAUUAUAGAUGAUAACUUACAAUCUGAAUGCCACUCAAAUCUUGAGUGUGCUUCUUGUAACACUCUCAUCAAUUCCUAUCUUACCGUGAAGCUACUUGUGACUGUGUUCUAUAAUUCUAUUAGACUUAUUCAGUAAUUCCUUACUCAUUAUUUGAUCCCUUGCCUCUACCGUGGUAUCUUCCCCAGUGUAGUUACUGAAUGAUUUUUUUUAUG
Messenger RNA from Loxodonta africana (African savanna elephant), 2794 nucleotides. RefSeq names its product olfactory receptor 5I1-like. Gene Ontology annotation, cellular component: membrane. Gene Ontology annotation, molecular function: olfactory receptor activity; G protein-coupled receptor activity; odorant binding. The record is from RefSeq and is a predicted model, not a curated record. Gene Ontology annotation, biological process: sensory perception of smell; G protein-coupled receptor signaling pathway. The transcript has a single exon. Bases 1025 to 2074 code for a protein of 349 amino acids. Lineage: Eukaryota; Metazoa; Chordata; Mammalia; Proboscidea; Elephantidae.